AUGCUGGCCACAUUCGAGGAAGAAGCUCGUAGGAAUUAUUCGAUGGGCUCUCCACGAACAGAUCAACUCCUCACCCUCAUUCAAUUCAACGUUUUUCGCGCAUUGAUCAAAAACACGCGAACAAUAGGUUGGAACUUGGAUUGGCUAGACUGUACGAUCGAUCCUCCAUACCCGUGGCUUAAUCUUUCCACAAAGUUUGUACCUGGAGCGCAUUGUCCUCAAGCAUUGUGUCCAACAAACCUUCAGCGCACAAUCCCUCAUCAUCCAUGGCUAGAUCUUUGGCCAAUUCCUCAAAUAAUGCGCGAUAACCUAUUAUUGCAUGCUGGAAGUUACGAUGAAGAUCGGUUGUGUAAUGAUCUAGUGGAAUUUGAAGGUCUUAUGAACGAACAAUCGGGCCUCAUUGUUUGGGGAGAACCGUGGGAUAUUUGGGGAUGGGGUGUUAGUGAGACUUUCUUGAAGAAUUGGGGAUGGGCUCUCAAGGGUUGUGAAAAGUUAUUGACUUCAACAAAUAUUUGGAAGGCGAAAAGAGGAGAGGAAGCCCUUGUUUUUGAGGUCUGA
Botrytis porri is the source of this 558-nucleotide messenger RNA. RefSeq lists its product as uncharacterized. The coding region runs from base 1 to 558 and encodes 185 amino acids. The record is from RefSeq and is a predicted model, not a curated record. Lineage: Eukaryota; Fungi; Ascomycota; Leotiomycetes; Helotiales; Sclerotiniaceae. The transcript has a single exon.